UUUUAUGCACCUUGGUGUGGCCACUGCAAGAAACUGGAGCCUGUGUGGAAUGAAGUGGGUAUAGAAAUGAGAAACAUGGGCUCUCCAGUAAAAGUUGGGAAGAUGGAUGCAACUUCCUUUUCUACUUAAAAGGUGACUUGGCAUACAACUACAGGGGACCUAGAACCAAAGAUGAUAUAAUAGAAUUUGCUAAUAGAGUGGCAGGACCUCUUAUCAGGCCACUUCCUAGCCAACAUAUGUUUGACCACGUGCAAAAGAGACAUCAUGUACUUUUUGUGUAUGUUGGUGGUGAAUCUCCUUUAAAGGAAAAAUACAUUGAAGUUGCUUCAGAACUCAUAGUUUAUACAUACUUUUUUUCUGCCUCAGAAGAUGUGCUGCCUGAGUAUGUGAUGUUACCUGAAUUGCCUGCUGUUGUGGUCUUCAAAGAUGGAACUUACUUUGUUUAUGAUGAGUAUGAAGAUGGUGAUUUGUCGUCCUGGAUAAAUAGGGAAAGAUUUCAAGGUUAUCUUCAUGUAGAUGGCUUCACACUAUAUGAACUUGGAGAUACAGGAAAACUUGUGGCUAUUGCAGUCAUUGAUGAUAAAAACUCUUCAGCGGAACAUACCAGACUAAAAUCUAUUAUUCAGGAAGUUGCUAGAGAUUAUAGGGAUCACUUUCACAGGGAUUUCCAGUUUGGCCAUAUGGAUGGAAAUGAUUACAUUAAUAGUUUACUAAUGGAUGACUUGACAAUCCCUACUAUUGUUGUAUUGAAUACCUCCAAUCAGCAGUAUUUCCUACCAGAUAGGCAUAUUGAGAACACAGAAGACAUGGUUCAGUUUAUUAACAAUAUCUUGGAUGGUACUGCUGAAGCACAGGGUGGUGAUGGACUUCUGCAACGAAUCAAGAGAAUAAUCUAUGAUGCCAAGUCUACUGUAGUGUCUGUGUUCAAGAGUUCACCACUUCUGGGAUGCUUUCUGUUUGGGUUGCCCUUGGGGGUCAUCAGCAUUAUGUGUUAUGGAAUCUGCACAGCUGAUACAGAUGGAGGGGUAGAUGAACAUGAGGCAGCUAAAAAGGAAAAUGGUGAUCGGGAGCUCACAGAUGAAGGCAGUGAGGAAGAGCAAGAGGAGGAAAAGAAUGGAAAAUAUACAGAACUUUCAGAUGGAGAAGUGAAACAGAAAGACAUAAUGGAAAAGAAAAAAGACUAACCUUUUGAACAAAAGAAUUCUCUAGAAUUUCCAAAUAGACUUAUUUAUUGAAGGUAGUCAUUUAUCGAUGAUCUUCAUGAAAGAGGACCUUUCUGUUUAUAUUAUGGUAGUUUUGACUUGCAUGUAUUCAAAUUUUCUCAGAAAUUGAUAGGUAAAAAAAUACGGAUGUUCUCUUAAUUGUCUUUAACAGAUCAAGAAAACACAAUUUAAACUGAUAAGAUUUGCAGGUACAGUUCUGCACUGUUUUUGUUUUGUUUGUUUUUUUUUUUUAAGAGUUUUGAAUUGUUCAUUUUCAGAACAGUGAGAUAAAGUUACUUGACCUUAGUGUACAUGAUGAACUACUACUAAUACAGCCCAACUGAAUACUCAUUCAUGUAAAACUAAGGCUGAAAAUUAAGAAAGGUAAGUUAAGGUAUCUGUAAAGUCUUUCAGAGCCUGAUAGCUGAAGACAACUUAGAGGUUUCGAAGAGGUCACGUUAUACUUGUUGCACAUAAUUUUGGAAAAAAAAAAAAAAUCCAAACCACCCUAAACUUUUCUAUUUUCUCAAGUGAAAUGUAAAUUGUUAGGAAUUAGAGGACUGUUUUACCAUGUAGUAAUAUAAUUGCUGGCAGUCAAGAAUGUUUACUUGACAUAGGAUGUGACAGUUAGAUGCUAAAUUAAGUCUUAUUAGGGCUGUAGCAGCUAAAAAUAUUGGAAAAGUUCAUUAUAAAACUUUUAGCCUGUUAAAUUAUUUUGUAUGAGUGUUUACACAAACUUACAGUGCAAAUGAUAUUUAAGUUUUCUGAAUCUGCAGUACAACUUGAUAAAGGAAGACAAACACCCUUUAUUUUUCAGUAACUUUCUAAUGACAAGCUUUUUGAAUGGUGUUUCAUAGAAUCAUAGAAUAGUUAGGGUUGGAAAGGACUUUAAGAUCAUCUAGUUCCACCCCCCCUGCCAUGGGCAGGGACACCUCCCACUAAACCAUCUCACCCAAGGCUCUAUCUGACCUGGCCUUGAGCACUGCCAGGGAUGGAGCAUUCACAACUUCCCUGGGCAACCCAUUCCAGUGCCUCACCACCCUAACAGUAAAGAACUUCUUCUUUAUAUCCAAUCUAAACUUCCCCUGUUUAAGUUUGAAUCCAUUACCCCUUUUCCUAUCACUACAGUCCCUAGUGAAGAGUCCCUCUCCAGCAUCCUUGUAGGCCCCCUUCAGAUACUGGAAGGCUGCUGUGAGGUCUCCACCCAGCCUUCUCUUCUCCAGGCUGAGCAGCCCCAACUUUCUCAGCCUGUCUUCAUAGGGAAGGUGCUCCAGUCCCCUGAUCAUCCUUGUGGCCCUCCUCUGGACUUGUUUCAACAGUUCCAUGUUGUUUUUAUGUUGAGGACACCAGAACUGCACACAAUAUUCCAGGUGAGGUCUCACGAGAGCAGAGUAGAGGGGCAGGAUCACCUCUCUUGACCUGCUGGUCACGCUCCUUUUGAUGCAGCCCAGGAUAUGGUUGGCUUUCUGGGCUGCGGGUGCACACUGAAGCCAGCUCAUGUUCAUCUUCUCAUUGAGCAGCACCCCCAAGUCCUUCUCCGCAGGGCUGCUCUGAAUCUCUUCUCUGCCCAAAUUUGUUUAAUUUGCCAAAUUUGUUUAAUUCAGGUUGAUAUGUAUAUUUUUUAGGUAGUUGGCGUUGGUAUUUUUGUUUGAGACUGUUACAUACUCUGGAGUUAACAGAGCAUAAUACUAGUAGAUAUUGGUCAGCGUAAUGCAUUUUUGUUACCUGUUUCAUUAUAGAAGUCACUUUUAGUACAACCCGCGUGACUGUUAAAAGGAUUAGUUUGUGUCCAGGGUUAAAAUCUCCAAGUGUAUGCUAUAAAGCAGACUUUGGCAUUGAUGUCUUGGAGGGUAUUACGGAAAAAUAAUCCUAACAUUGCUCUUCAUAAGUAUUUGUCAUGGGGUUUUUCUCUUUUUUUUUUUUUUUUAAUGUUGUAUGCCUGUAUAAUACAGAUUAUAAUGCUCUCCUUACAAGGCAGCUUGAUCACGUAAGAAAUUCCUAUGCUAUAGCACUAAAUUAAGGAAUAUUAAGUAAAAAAGAUGGGUAAGCUUAAAUAGAGAAGUUCUGUGUUUGAGUAAACCUGAUGAUGAUAAUAUAAAUCAUAGCCAGGGAAAAUGUGUUGCAGCCUUUUUCCUUGUAGGAAAGAAACUUGUUUCUUCUGUUUAAGUAGCUUGGUAACAGCUGGCUUCAUGUUGCAGUGCAGAGUACAGUAAGCAGAUCCCUGACUUCAAAGAUUUUUGUUACCAGACAGUAUAAGCAACAUCUAAGGAGGUUAGGGUCUUUUGUUUUGUUUUGCCCUUUUUUUUUUUUUUUUUUAAAUUCUGUGUCUGAUUUUAUGUCCAACCUUUUUCCUUUUGAAAGGGGAAAAACAUGAGUUCAUGAAAUACUGAGUAGCAGGUGUUUGAUAUGUUCGGGUUUUUCUUCCCCUUUUCUUCUUUUUCCUUCUAUAAAUUGCCUUUUUUCAUUUUUUUUUUAUCAUUAUAGCUAUUUGUACAUAGUGACUUGAGUUUUCUUGUUUUUUGAUUUUAGGGUUUUGGUUUUUUUUUGGCAGAAUCUUUGAAGUGUAGUUUUAGUGUAUAUUUGAAAAAUGAGAUGCUUAAGAAUGUGUUUAGAAAGAGGGUUUUUUUAACAUAGUGUAGAGAUAUUGGGUUGUUUUAAAAAGAUUCUUCUUUAAAAAGUUCCUUUGUACUUGAGCACAGCUCAGUGCUGAUAGUCAAAAUGUAGGACUGUUAAGGCAGUAAUAUAUUUUCUUGAUUUGUCUCUUAAGGUUGCAGUUACAGAUCAGUUACGUAUUUAAUUUUGGCUGAGGCUGGAAACCUGCAGCUUUUGACUUAAUAAAAACACUGAAAUGGUCAAUGGAAUGUUGCUGUUCCUUCUAUGGUGUGUAAUAAAUUCUGAAUUCUGCUGCACUGCUAAGAACUGUUUCAACUAUGAGCCUUCAUUUUCUGUUGUUAUUUUUGUUUGUGUUUAUAAUAAGUAGUAGCCAAAUAACUUGCUGAGCAAUCUUCUGAGAUGUGGACCUGAAUAUGAUAAAUACUGUGUAAGAAAUGGAUCACAAUGGGAUCUGUUAAAACUGAAACACUUAACUACUAGAGUUAGAAGGAAAGCAUGUGUCUCAGUCACUUCUGAACUGCAGUUUAAUCAAUUAGAUAUGUACUGAACUGUUGGAAAUUAAAUUUGAAGUGUACUGCCAUUUUCACCAAACCCUUCUCCCAGCUAUAUUCAACAAGACACAGGGAGAAGAAGAGUGUACAAGACUGGGUGCCAGAUGUAAUGUGAAAUUAAGGGGUUUGCUGUGGUGAUGCAGAUAAUCGAGUGCUGCCUGAGGGGGAAUGUGGCAUUUUAUUGUUUUCUUCAGUUUUUAAAGUUUCUUGAAGCUACUUCACUGUAAUAACAUCAAAUUCACAAAAUAAUGCUGCUUUUUUAAGUCAAGUGUAAGCCUUUUGUUUUUAUGUAAUAAAAAUAUUCAAAAUA
Molecule: messenger RNA, 4676 nt
Organism: Pezoporus occidentalis (night parrot)
Lineage: Eukaryota; Metazoa; Chordata; Aves; Psittaciformes; Psittacidae
Gene: TMX3
Product: thioredoxin related transmembrane protein 3
Exons: 12
Coding region: 237-1184 (315 amino acids)
Biological process (GO): peptidyl-cysteine oxidation
Cellular component (GO): cell surface; endoplasmic reticulum
Molecular function (GO): protein disulfide isomerase activity
Source: RefSeq, a predicted model, not a curated record